Messenger RNA from Haliotis rufescens (red abalone), 1460 nucleotides. RefSeq lists its product as uncharacterized. The transcript has a single exon. Gene Ontology annotation, molecular function: translation repressor activity; ubiquitin protein ligase activity; protein binding. The record is from RefSeq and is a predicted model, not a curated record. Lineage: Eukaryota; Metazoa; Mollusca; Gastropoda; Lepetellida; Haliotidae. Gene Ontology annotation, biological process: proteasome-mediated ubiquitin-dependent protein catabolic process; negative regulation of translation; protein polyubiquitination. The coding region runs from base 57 to 1229 and encodes 390 amino acids.
GACAUUCACAGACGGAAUCCGACAUCAAGUCUGCAAGUCUGAAGGCAAUACAAGGGAUGAAACUCAAGGAACAAAAACUUCUUGAUCAACUGAGAGAGAUGUCAGACAAACACAUCGGACAACUGAAGGCAGACAUUAAGUCAGGUGAGAUGUCAGUACAGAUGUACCAACAACAGGCGGUGCUGAUUGACCAGGCUCUACAAUCUGAGUGUGACAUGGAUGUGUAUGAGAUGUAUCAGGGAUGUGCGGCGGAUGAUGUGGAGGCUGUCGGAGAUGCAGAUGUGAAGGAGAUAGGAAGAAUAACCAAGGUCACAUUCAGACAGGACACGGACAAGCUGAGUAAAUCUCUGGACGAUCUACAGCUGGGUGAGAUAGACGUCAUGUAUGAGAGUGUGCUGGACCUGAAGGCUACUCCUGUGUUACAGGACACCACUGACGUCAGAGUAGCAGGCGACAGUAACAGACCAGACCCGAGUGACGUGACAGUGAUGGUGGUGAAUGACACAGAUACAGUUUUAGUCACCGACUACUACAACCAGAGUGUGAAGUCCUUCUACACCAGGAAUAACCAGACACGUCACAGUAAACUCAGUCUGGGUGGUAAACCAUGGAGUCUCACAAAGUUGACACACAACCAGGUGGCCGUCACUGUCCUGAACAUCAAACAGAUUGUAACAGUAGAAGUCAACCCUGACCUGGUGCUGCUGUCAACCAUCACAACCAGCAAACAGUACUGUGGUAUAACGUCCUUGACACCAUCAACACUAGCAGCUAGUUCCCGGUCUCCCCCCUCUGUUGACAUCCUGGAUAUGACAGGAAACGUGCUGAGGUCAGUCAGUCCACGCCACUAUGGUAGCAAGAUCUUACAAUAUCCAAACUUCCUCUGUACUACGAGGACAGGAAACAUCCUGGUGUCUGACGGUGGAACCGAGUGUGUCCUGUGUCUGACCCCCGAGGGAGAUGUGGUGUUCACCUACUACAGCCCUAUAGGAGACACAGCACUGAUGUCUCCCCGGGGUAUCACAAGUACCAGCACAGGCGACAUCCUGGUGACAGACUACUCUCCAAACAGAGUCAUCCAUCUGACGGAGUCAGGACAGUUUGUCAGAAACAUACUGACACAACAGGACGGUAUCAACCAGCCCCAGGGUGUGUGUGUAGAGGGACAUGGCCACGUGUAUGUUUGUCUCAUUAGCGGAGUUAUUAAGGUGUUCACAUGUAAACACUGACAACGUGUGUUUGUGACAUAUAUAUGUGUAUAGAACUCUCUCAGGUUCCUGUCGUCUUUAGGAAGGAAUUCAUGAAAGCCCAAACUGUAUGAUACUGAUUAUCCACAAGUUGCCUUUUGGAUAACGAGAUGUAAUUUAGGCUAUCUCAGAGCUGUUGUUUGUGUCAACCUGUGUGGGGUGUGUCAGAACCUAGAAAAUUUGAAACAUUGCAAACCCAAAAUCACAGCAUAA